Messenger RNA from Centruroides sculpturatus (bark scorpion), 606 nucleotides. RefSeq lists its product as uncharacterized. The transcript has a single exon. The record is from RefSeq and is a predicted model, not a curated record. NCBI's taxonomy places the organism in Eukaryota, Metazoa, Arthropoda, Arachnida, Scorpiones, Buthidae. The coding region runs from base 1 to 606 and encodes 201 amino acids.
AUGGAAGAGGUGGUGGUGAUGACCAUCAUAGUGGCGAUGGUGAAGAGGAUGGUGAUGAUGAUGAUGAUGUGGAUGAUAGCGAUGGUGAUGAUGACCGUGAUGGUCGUCAUGGUGGUCGUCAUGGUGGUCGUCAUGGUGGUCGUCAUGAUGGUCGUCAUGAUGAUGGUCGUCAUGAUGAUGGUCGUCAUGAUGAUGGUCGUCAUGGUGGUCGUCAUGAUCGUGAUCGUGAUGAUGCUCAUGAUGAUGGUCAUAAUCAUGGUGAUGAUCGUGAUCGUGGUGAUGAUCGUGAUCGUGGUGAUCGUCGUGGUGGUGGUCGUCGUGAUGAUCGUCGUGGUGAUGGUCGUCGUGAUGAUCGUCAUGGUGAUGGUCGUCGUGAUGAUCGUCAUGGUGAUGGUCGUCGUGAUGAUCGUCAUGGUGAUCGUCGUGGUGGUCGUCGUGGUGAUCGUCAUGAUGGUCGUCGUGAUGAUCGUCAUCAUGAUGAUCGUCAUGGUGGUCGUCAUGGUGGUCGUCAUGGUGAUCGUCAUGAUGAUCACCGCGAUAGCCAUGACCAUGAUGAUGAUAAUAAUGGCCGUGGGAAGCAGCAGUUUCGAAUUUCUCCCAUGUUAG